Molecule: messenger RNA, 1388 nt
Organism: Polyodon spathula (Mississippi paddlefish)
Lineage: Eukaryota; Metazoa; Chordata; Actinopteri; Acipenseriformes; Polyodontidae
Product: carboxy-terminal domain RNA polymerase II polypeptide A small phosphatase 1-like
Exons: 7
Coding region: 237-1055 (272 amino acids)
Molecular function (GO): RNA polymerase II CTD heptapeptide repeat phosphatase activity
Source: RefSeq, a predicted model, not a curated record
UUUGUAUCUUGAAAUUGAGAGCAGAGAGGACUCCAUGUUGUAACAAAGUUAUUAUUAAGAUACUGCCCCGUUUUCGUUUUCUUUUUUUUUUUUCUUUGUUCGUUUUUAGACGUGUUAUUGUAAUUUUGUAAAAACAUUUAUGCCUAGAGUAGAUUUAUAGAGUUAAAGAUCGGGGGGUAAUUACAAUAGAAUAAUAACUAUUUGAAGCAACAGGCUAUACAGGAAUUUCAGAUCUAAUGGACAAUCACUCCACGUCCAUAAUCACUCAGGUUAGCAGAGAUGAAGAGGUGAAUACCCAUUUGCAAGAAAAAGGUGCACAGAGUCCGGCCUCCUCCUCCUCCUCCUCCUCGAAGAAGAAGAGGAAGAAUAAGCCACAAAGCAGAGGUCUUUUCCACAGCCUGUUCUGCUGUUUCUGCCCUGAUGAAUCGGAGCACAUACCAGACAACAGCAAACCACCCCUCCUGGUGGAGGAAAAUGGAAGUGUCUCAAAAGCAGUGAAACCCCUCCUUCCCCAAGUAAAAAGUCAAGAUGUGGGGAAGAUCUGUGUGCUAAUUGACCUCGAUGAAACGCUAGUUCACAGUUCAUUUAAGCCAGUGAACAAUGCUGAUUUUAUCAUUCCUGUUGAAAUUGAUGGGACAGUUCAUCAGGUGUAUGUAUUAAAGCGCCCUCAUGUGGACGAAUUUCUACAGCGCAUGGGUGAGCUCUUCGAGUGUGUGCUGUUCACUGCCAGUUUAGCCAAGUAUGCAGAUCCGGUAUCCGAUUUGCUGGAUAAGUGGGGCACAUUCCGUAGCCGGUUGUUCCGGGAGUCAUGUGUGUUCCACCGCGGCAACUACGUCAAGGACCUGAGCCGCCUGGGGCGCGAUCUCAAGAAGAGCAUCAUCAUAGACAAUUCCCCAGCCUCCUACAUCUUCCACCCCGACAACGCCGUGCCUGUUGUUUCCUGGUUUGAUGACAUGUCCGACACAGAGCUGCUCGACCUCAUCCCUUUCUUUGAAAGACUGAGUAAAGUGGAUGACGUCUACACAGUACUUAAACAGCAGCGGACUAUAAGUUAGCAGAACGGCAGGGUUGUCUGGAUGGGGAGGGGCUGGUGGGCACAGACUCAACCUUUUCUUCUUCUAACCAAGAAGUCAGAACUACCCUUUUCUUCAUGACCUACCCGUUCCAUUCACAGGAAAGAAUGGUGGAAAAGCUGAGCGGUUGCAAGUUUGGAAAGUGGCAGGGUGGAGCUGUGAAGCACUUCAGAAAAAAAAAAAUAUAUAUAGAACAUUUAACACUUGAAUAUGUGUUAUUCUCUAUUUUUUUGUGUUUUUAUUAUUAUUUUAAGAGAUGAGGGUUGGGGGAUGGUUCUGUCAUAUUAUUAAAGGAAAAAUAUAAUGUAAGAAACA